CGCGGUCCGCCCGCCCGGCAGGCGGCGCCACCCGCGUGAACACUGGGGAAGCGGUCGCCAUGGCGGAGGCGGGGGACAGCGGCGGCUGGGCCGAGCGGGUGGGCACCGGGACCCCCCACAUUGCCCCGGGGCUCCCCGCUCCUUCCCCGGUAACGGCCGCUUCUCCCCCGCAGCUCCGCCGGGACCCGUUCGUGCACCGCCGGGGAGGAUCCGCAGGAGGCCGCGGUGACCAGAGGGACGACGAGGAGGAGGAGGAGGAGGAGAGAGUGGAUUCGGCGGAAACGUCGCUGCUGAACAAGCUGAUCCGCACGUCACUGGUGGAGUCGAGUCACCACGUGGAGAUCCUGCAGCAGGACCCCAAAUCCCCCCUGUUUUCCGUCAAAACCUUCGAGGAGCUGCCCCUGAAAAAGGAGCUUUUGAAGGGCAUUUACAUGAUGGGCUUCAACCGCCCCUCGAAGAUCCAGGAGACAGCGCUGCCCAUCAUGCUGGCGUAUCCGCCCCAAAAUUUGAUUGCGCAGAGCCAGUCAGGGACAGGGAAAACAGCGGCUUUUGUCUUGGCGAUGCUGAGCAGGGUUAAUGCCGCCGAGAAAUCCCCGCAGUGCCUCUGUUUGGCUCCCACCUACGAGCUGGCGCUGCAGAUCGGCCGGGUGAUCGAGACCAUCGGGCGGUUCUGCGCCGACGUGCGGGUGACCUACGCCGUGCGGGGAAACCGCGUGGUGCCAGGCACCACGCCGGCCGAGCAGAUUGUCAUCGGGACGCCGGGGACGAUGCUCGACUGGUGCUUCAAGAAGAAGUUGGUGGACGUGAAGAAGAUCAAGCUGUUUGUGCUGGACGAGGCCGACAUCAUGAUUGACACGCAGGGGCUCUCCUCCCAGAGCAUCCGCAUCCAGAGGGCGCUACCCAAGGGCUGCCAGAUGCUGCUCUUCUCGGCCACGUUCAAGGAGAGCGUCCGCGCCUUCGCCGUGCAGAUCGUGGCCAACCCCAUCGUCAUCAAGCUGCGCGAGGAGGAGCUGACGCUCAGCAACAUCCGCCAGUAUUUCUUCGUGUGCCGCGGGCGCGAGGAAAAGUACCAGGCGCUCUGCAACAUCUACGGCAGCGUCACCAUCGGCCAGGCCAUGAUUUUUUGCCCGACGCGGCGCAGCGCGGACUGGCUGGCGCUGGAGAUGAGCCAGGACGGGCACCGCGUCGCCGUCCUGACGGCCGAGCUGACCGUGGCCCAACGCGCCGACGUCAUCCAGCGCUUCCGCGACGGCAAGGAGAAGGUGCUCAUCGCCACCAACGUCUGCGCCAGAGGGAUCGACGUGCAGCAGGUGACCGUGGUUGUGAACUUCAGCCUCCCCAUGGACCAGAAGAACCAGCCGGAUUUCGAGACCUAUCUGCACCGCAUCGGGCGCACGGGCCGGUUCGGGAAACGCGGCAUCGCCUUCAGCAUGGUGGAGAGUGGCGACGUGGGGCUGGUGCUGCUCAUUGAGAAGCAUUUCCAGACCAAGAUCAAGCAGCUGGACCCAGAGAACAUGGACGAGCUGGAGAAGCUCGAAAAUUGAGUUUGCGAUGGGGAUUUGCUGCUUAGAAAUCCCAGUGUUGGUUCAAAACAGAAAGAGAAAACCUCCCGGUUUUGUGCUUUUAACUUCCAGCUGUUUGGGUUUGUUGUGAUGUGGGGGUGAAACCCUCAGGUGUAAUUAAAGAAUUUAUAAUUAUCA
Columba livia (rock pigeon) is the source of this 1700-nucleotide messenger RNA. RefSeq names its product DEAD-box helicase 25 (gene DDX25). Lineage: Eukaryota; Metazoa; Chordata; Aves; Columbiformes; Columbidae. The transcript has 11 exons. Gene Ontology annotation, molecular function: RNA binding; ATP binding; RNA helicase activity. Gene Ontology annotation, cellular component: cytoplasmic stress granule; nucleus. The record is from RefSeq and is a predicted model, not a curated record. Gene Ontology annotation, biological process: poly(A)+ mRNA export from nucleus. The coding region runs from base 60 to 1544 and encodes 494 amino acids.